Messenger RNA from Bradysia coprophila, 2220 nucleotides. RefSeq names its product Transmembrane protein 214 (gene Tmem214). NCBI's taxonomy places the organism in Eukaryota, Metazoa, Arthropoda, Insecta, Diptera, Sciaridae. The record is from RefSeq and is a predicted model, not a curated record. Gene Ontology annotation, cellular component: Golgi apparatus; endoplasmic reticulum.
GUGUCAGAAAUGUCAAAAUGCUAAACGUGUCACUUGCGCUUUUUUGUUGUUGUUUUACAUAUUUUUUCUGUGACACCGCAUUAAUCAACUCACCGUUUAUUUUGUGAUUUUUUUAAAAAUUCUUUCCAUCAACAGAAUAGCUCGCUUUCCGCCGUUUUUAUUUAUUCUUUGCUUUGUCGAUUUUUGUAAAUAAAAUGUCCGAAAAAUGGGAAAUAGUUGGCAAAGCCAAAAAAUCCAAAUCAUCAGUGGCAAUGAAAGACAGUCCGGAUAAGAAAGGCUCAAGCGGUUUGGGCAAAAAGCCGACUUAUGAAGAAAUUCUCCCAAAGUACGCUCUGAAAAACAUUCGUAUCGACAACGUCAACAAGGAAAAUAAAAAGCCCAACAAUGGUACGGUCAAAAGCGCCAAGAAGGUAGAAAAGGUCAAUCAACCGCAGCCGGCGAAAGUCAAAGGUGUUUCGGUACCUCGUAAGCCAGCAAACAUUGAGGCUGCUUUCGAGCAAUUUAACACCGCCGACCUGGAUGCUGAUAUUGAAGUGAUGAAAGCGAACUUUCCGAAUAAUCAUUUGGUUUGGCUGAAGGGCUUAUGCGCUUACUUGAACUCGAAGCUGAACGUAAAGAACCAGCCGUCACUGACCGAUAAGCCAGCCAAUUAUCCCAGUAACAUUGUACCUGAAAACGUAAAAGCAAUAAUCUACAAUCUCUUGAAUGAGGCUGGACACGCAAACGUUCAAUACUUUUUCGAUCAAACGCUGACUUCGUUGGCUAUGGAUCUGUCCAACAAUGUGAACUGUAUCGGUCAUAGCAUUCUGCUGCAAUUGAUCGCCCACGAAUGGCCAACGGUUUGCGUUCAGAAUUUGGCUAAGAAUGCGAUCCUACGCAACUCGUACCAGAAUCGCAGUUCCAUCGGACUGAGUUUGUUGUGGGCGCUGGGACAAGGUGGAUACAAGGACGCAACGGUUGGCUGUCGCGUCUGGCAAAAUAUUAUGGUGCCUGUGCUCGAGAUGAAAUCGUACAGCAAAUGGGUGUGCGAGUAUGUUUAUCGAAUGCUGAAUGCGGCCAAUGAUUCUAUCAAUCUGGUGCAAAGUGAAUUCUUUACCAUUUUCGAUGAAUUGCUGUUGCAACGGAAUGGUUUACCGAAAGACUGCCAAAAGUUGUUGACCAGCAGUGCUAGUGUGUUUCUGUCGAAGUACAUAAAGAGCGCCUCGAAACUGCAUAAUGUCUUCUUGACAUUGUUUAAAAGACUGAAUGCUCCGAAAACGAUAGCACUGGAGCCAGCACUGAUCGAAUGUUUAGUGGAAGAGAGUGAAUGCUUUAAGGUGUGGAAAAUGCAUUAUAGGAAGAAUAUUGUCGAAAGCAAGCAACUAUUGUCUUACCUAGGCAGAAAUUGGACGAAUCUACCGUCGUCGAUCAAGCAAAAUCCUAAUUUAAAAGACUUCUUAGGCUACAUUCAAUUACAAAACGGUUCGUUUAAACCUCAAGACCAGCAAGUUCAUGAGGAAAUCAUUGAGUCAGUUCAGAGUAUUCAAGGUUUACAGGAAAAAUCGCAAAAGAAAACCAAAUCCUCAUCGUCGAUAUGUCCAUGGUUAUUCGGAUCGUUUCUUUUGAUUGGCAUCAUUUCCUCGUUGCUGGCAUACGACACUCACAUUCACGGCGGUGUGUUCGCCAAAUCGGCUACCGGAAAAUUCCUACAACAAACUGGCACACUGCCGUACGUUGAGGUUGCCUGGACGAAAACUAUGUCGACGAGUGCACGUGGCUAUCAAUGGGCGGAAAAGAAUGUUCCCGUUUAUGUGAAUCAGACGUGUACGGCCGUGCAACCGUACACAGCAUUUUUACGCGAUGCUGGCAUUGUCGGAUGGAAUUUCGUACUGGAUCGAUGCGAGGCGGUCAAAUUAGUUGUUUUGGAGAAGACACCAAUCGUGGUCAACUUUAUUGAUCAGUACGCUCCCGGUUUUCCAUUGAAAAUUCAAGAAUUUUCCAUAUCUCUCUGGAAAGGUCUGUGCAGUUCAUCUGCGUACGUCUACCAUAGCAGCUGUGAUUUCUUUAAAACGAAAGUCUUUGUAGGUAAUCUAUCGCCGGAAAACCUAAGCAAAGCUCUAAAUCAAACGCAAAUCGCUGCUGCUGAAUAUUAUAGUUGGUUCCAUAAAAAGGUCGAUGCGUACGCGAAAAUUCAAUGAUAAAUUUUACCGACGGAAACAAACAAAAAUUUAAAAAAAAAAA